AUGUUAUAUUUUGGUUCAUCUGAUCUAUACAAGCUUCGUAUUCGUUGUCCCACGGAGAAUAAAUGUGGACGAUAUGGCUAUUGCUAUAUGAACGAAACCGAAACAUUAUGUGAAUGUAAAUUUUGGUGGGAAGGAGAACUAUGUAAUCAACAAUCAGAUAGUGGAAAACAAGUUAUUAUACUUGGUUGUUUGACGGCAACACUUAUUAUCAUUUUUUACAGUUUACGAAUCAUUCGAAGGAUUUAUAAGAAAUGCAAAGAACCAAAAGAAAACAAGGAAAAGGAAAUAUCACAAGAUCCGAAACUUAUAAAUAUAGCAAUUCAACAUGUGAAAAAAUCAACUUCAGUAUCAUCACGUGUUAUUACUAUUUUGAUGAUUAUUGUUGCUACUGGAACUCUUCUUGCUAAAUGGUCAAUUAUAAAACAAAUUCAUGAUGAAAUAGUUAAUAAAUAUAACAAUAAAGAACCAGUAUAUUUUAGCAGAAAAUCUUUUUGUGAUAUAUUUGAUAUUCAGCAAUUCAAUGUAGUGACAUUUCCUGUUGCCUGUCUGCUUGUCAUCAUUUGUAUAGUAGUGACCAAGCGAAUCUCAUUUAUGCGAAAUAAAUGCUAUGGAUAUGGUGCACCACCAGUACCUCUUGAUUUUCUUUCACACUUAGAUCGAAAGUUUGCUGCUGUUAUUUUUGCCAUUAUAGCUGAUGAAUUGUUUGAAAUAGUACAGCAACUUGGUGGUUCAUCAGGUCCAAAGGAAGGCAUUCUUGUUACAUUUCUUUUACGUAUAUUUCAAGUACUAAUUAUGGGCUUUCGAUUUUAUCCUAUAUUAUCUUCUGUUUAUAUCAAUUCGAUAGUUACAUUAUUAUGUGCAACAAUAUAUGCAUGGCUUGAUUAUUCAUUUACAAUUGUUACUCAAGGUAUGUGUUACCCGUCUUAUUAUCCAACUUAUGAUGAUUAUUUACAAAAUUCAACUGAUAUUAAUGAUAAGUUAGAUUAUUAUGGUGCUGGUUCAGCACUGAUUGCUAUAGAAGUGUGUAGUAAUAUUCCACGAUAUCUUUGUUUAGCUUAUGUUAGUGUUAAAUUACCAGUAAUGCUUGUAGAAAAAAUAUAUAAUCAACGAAAAAAAAACUUAACAGAAGAAAAUAAAAUGGAGAUGCAAUUAACACGAGAAGGAAAGCUUCUAUUAACUGUAUCUCAUCCAGAUUCGACUGAAAUGCUUUAUGUACGAAAUUUAUUUCGUUCAGCUAAUCAGAGACCUCGAAGUCAAGUAUUAUUUGCUCGUUUAAUACCAAAAUUUAUUUAUGAAUGGAGAGAUGAUUUUCAAUUUUCAUCCCGUAUUUUAUGUGUUUAUGCAUCCAUAUUCUUUUUACUUUUCUUGGUUACUGUUCAAGCUUGUGUAGAACUGCUACCUGUCUUAAAUCUUAUUCAAUCAAGUCUUCAAACAAUGAUUGAUUCUAUCAUUGAUCUAAUUACUUUAAUAAUUAAUAUAUUCUCUAAUAAUGAUAAUGGCGAAGAUCCGGUUUCAAUAAAUUUUCCACUACCAAAUUUAGUUAAAUCAUACUUAUGUGCUGUAGCUAUGACAGUAACAAUUAUUGUUAUACAAUUAAUUGUAUUGUUAGCUAAUAUACGACGAAAUUUAUUACAGGUAUAUCGUGGUGAUGAUAGUGAAAUACCACGAAGACACAGAUCACAAUAUAUUUCAUAUGCUACAGGAAAUUUUCAUUUUGCUGGAUAUUUUAUUGGUUAUUUGAUAUGGGGUUUUAUUAUUAUAGCAUUCUUUUCAACAACAUUUUGUAUUUCUGUAGGUGCAUUUAUUACAUAUGGAAGUGUCGAAGUACUCGAAAAAAUUUUAAAAUUUAUACUACCAAGUCUUUUACUUGUUACUUUUAAAAUAUUUUUAAAUAAGUUGCUGGCACAAUAUGUUUUCUUACAGCAUUGUGGAGAUGUUUUAGCACUGAACAAUCGUCGAUCUUUUAUGAUAUUUAUUUAUUUUAAUUUCUUCUUAGAUGCUUUUCUUGGUUUUGUUUCAUCCAUAUUACGUUUUGUUAAAAGUAUUAUUGGUGCAACAUUUUAUAUGUGUCGAUUAGAUUAUUCACCAUUAGGUCGAAAAUUAGAAUCAUUCGAUAGUGGUUUUAAUGCUUAUUGUGGUUUUAUUCAUACAGAAUGUACUCAUCGACAUCCAGUUAUGUUAGUAUUCGUUUCACAUUUAUUUAGUGAAAUUAAACAACAACAAUAUUCAACGGCUCAUAUUGAUUUAGAUGAUUUUCCAUUCGAAGGAAAACAGGUAGUUGGCGUAAAAAAAACAUCAAGAUAUAUUCGAAAAUGGAGAUUAGCUGCUUUUCUUGUUCGAAAUCCAGCAAUUCUGUUUUUUCGAAAAACAUUUCUUAAAAAAUUAUCUCUUGAGGAUCUUCAUGCAAUAAAUGAUGUUGACAAUGAUAAUCAACAUAAUACUCAUCGAGGAGCGAAUUUUUAUACUCGUCAAAUGGCUGCACAAAGAGGAAGUUUUGUUACCGAAAUCGAUCCAACACAGAUUGUAAUUCAAAGAUUUUGA
This is a messenger RNA of Rotaria sp. Silwood2, 2541 nucleotides long. The record is from the annotation of a GenBank genome assembly. Lineage: Eukaryota; Metazoa; Rotifera; Eurotatoria; Philodinida; Philodinidae.